AUGGACUCGUACCUGAUCCAAGUGAAUGGCUGCGGAGAUCAUGCCCCUAUGCUGGAUGUUCAUCUCAAGACCAAUGGGAACAGCAUAUCGCUGGGGAAGGUGAAGGGCCGGAAGCCAAGAUGGGCUGUCAGGGCUUCUGAAAUGUCAAAGAAGACUUUCAAUCCUGUCCGAGCCAUCGUAGACAGCAUGAAGGUGGAGCCCAACCCAAAGAAAACUAUGAUCUCUUUGUCCUUAGGAGACCCAACGGUCUUUGGAAACCUUCCCACAAAUGAUGAGGUCACACGGGCUGUGAAGGAGGUUUUGGACUCAGGACGUUACAAUGGUUAUGCUCCAUCUGUUGGCUACCAGUCCUGCCGGGAAGCGGUGGCCGCAUACUACAACUGCCCAGAGGCACCACUGGAGGCCCAGGAUGUCAUCUUAACGAGCGGCUGCAGCCAGGCCAUAGAGCUUGCCUUGGCAGUGCUGGCCAACCCAGGCCAGAAUAUCCUUGUGCCUCGGCCUGGCUUCUCCCUCUACAAGACUCUGGCAUUGUCUAUGGGGAUUGAGGUCAAACUCUACAACCUCUUGCCAGAGAAGGCCUGGGAAAUUGAUUUGGAGCACUUGGAGUCUCUGGUGGAUGAGAAGACAGCUUGCAUCAUUGUGAACAACCCAUCGAACCCCUGUGGCUCUGUGUUCAGCAAGAGCCAUCUCCAGAAGAUCCUGGCAGUGGCAUCAAGACAGUGUGUGCCCAUCCUUGCUGACGAGAUCUAUGGAGACAUGGUGUUUACUGACUGCAAAUAUGAACCCAUUGCAACUCUCAGCACCAACGUGCCAAUCUUGUCCUGUGGUGGCUUGGCAAAGCGGUGGCUAGUCCCUGGCUGGCGGAUGGGCUGGAUCCUAAUUCAUGACAGAAGAGACAUCUUUGGUAAUGAGAUCAGGGAUGGCCUUCUAAGACUGAGUCAGAGGAUCCUAGGACCCUGUACAAUUGUCCAAGGAGCACUGGAACGUAUAUUGCACCAAACGCCUCCUGAGUUCUACCACAACACCCUCAGCAUCCUCAAGUCCAAUGCUGACCUUUGUUAUGCUGCCUUAUCAGCUAUCCCUGGCCUCCAGCCUGUGCGGCCCGCCGGAGCCAUGUACCUCAUGGUUGAGAUUGAGAUGGAGCAUUUCCCUGAGUUUGAAAACGAUGUGGAGUUCACAGAACGACUCAUCUCGGAGCAGUCUGUGUUCUGCUUGCCAGCCACGUGCUUUGAGUACCCAAACUUCUUCCGUGUGGUGAUCACUGUGCCUGAGGAGAUGAUCUUAGAGGCCUGCAGUCGCAUUCAGGAGUUCUGUGAGAUGCACUACCAGGGUACUGAGGGGGCCCAGGAUCUGGAGUGUGACAAGUAG
Leptosomus discolor (cuckoo roller) is the source of this 1368-nucleotide messenger RNA. RefSeq names its product tyrosine aminotransferase (gene TAT). The record is from RefSeq and is a predicted model, not a curated record. Lineage: Eukaryota; Metazoa; Chordata; Aves; Leptosomiformes; Leptosomidae. Gene Ontology annotation, biological process: biosynthetic process; L-tyrosine catabolic process; L-phenylalanine catabolic process. Gene Ontology annotation, molecular function: pyridoxal phosphate binding; L-tyrosine:2-oxoglutarate transaminase activity.